AUGAAGGGUUUCGUUGGAGGCAUUCCCAUUGCACUGCUGGCAGUUGCUGCACAGGCCCAAUUCCUUGAGCGUCGCGAGAAUGGCUUCGCACCCCCUCAUGUUGGAGGCACUGCGCUUGGUGGCCCCACUGGAGAGGACAGUGACGGUGGCUUUGUGAGCCCCUACUCUACCGAUAUCAAGACCAACCACCAGGUGAAGCAGUGGAGCAAGGACGACCACUCCGUCAACAUCAAGCACAAGGAUGAGUUCCCUGACCGCCACACCCCCGCAGUGUUCGACGGUCCUCAGGUACCUGGAAUGGGUCCCUUUGGAAAGCGUGGAGGCCCCGGCGGUACUGCCCUGGGUGGGCCUUCUGGUGACGAUGGUGGCCAGGAGUUCAACAUGCCUCUUACUGCAAUCGUCCACACCGAUGUCAACGACUUCAACCAAGAUGAUCACUCUAUUGAGGAGGAGAACACUCACGUUCACCCUGGUUGGGGUUACGCGAAGCGCUGGCACCCAGAGGAGGGUGGCACUGCCCUCGGCGGACCCGGCGGUGGUUCUCACCACGGACCUGAAGGACCUCACCAUCCCAAUGGUGGCACCGCUCUCGGUGGCCCAUCUGGUGACGAUGAUGGCAUUACCUUCAGCAAGCCCAACACCGCCAACAUCAAGACCAAUGUGAACGAGGCCAACACUGAUGACCACUCCAUCGACCUGAAGCACACCGACGUUUACCACAACCACGGCCCCCACUGGGGUUGGAAGCGUGGCUUCGGACCUUCCAACGGUGGCACAGCUCUCGGUGGACCGUCUGGCGAUGAUGAAGGACAGAGCUUUAACAUGCCCACCACCGUUGACGUGAACACCGCGGUCAACGAGAAGAACGAGGAUGACCACUCCAUUGACCUCAAGCACAAGGAUGUGUACAACGGCUGGGGUGGCUACAAGCGUGGCUACGGACCUGAGCACGCCAACGGCGGCACCGCUCUCGGCGGCCCCUCCGGCGAUGAUGAAGGCCAGAGCUUCAACAUGCCCACCACUGUUGACGUCAACACCAAUGUCAACGAGAAGAACCAGGACAGCCACUCCAUUGACCUGAAGCACAAGGACAUCCACGGUGGUCCCUACUACGGUGGACCUGGACCUGCCGGUCCCCACUAUGGACCUCACCACGGCGUCUACGCCCCCAACGUCUACGCUCCUCACAGUGACACCGACCUGAACUCUAUCAAGCAGCUCAACAACGGACCGGCCGCUGGUGGAGUUGGUCCUUUCAACCGCCGCUCUGAGGAGUUCUGGGGACCUCGCCCCGGCGUGUACGCCCCUCACGUUUACGCGCCUGAGGAGGAUUUCGACCUUGAGUCGAUCAAGCAGAUCAACAACGGCCCUGCUGCUGGCGGUGUUGGUCCUUUCAACGUCCACCGUCGCUCCACUGACUACUGGGGCCCUCGCCCCGGAGUCUACGCACCCCACGUCUAUGCCCCCGAGGAGGACUUCGACCUCGAGGCCAUUAAGCAGGUCAACAACGGCCCCGCCGCGGGUGGUGUUGGUCCUUUCAAUGUCCACCGUCGCUCAACUGACCUCCCUGAGCACAUCCCUCCUCCCCACCCCGAGCACGCUCACCCUCACCCCCCACCCUCACGGACCUCCCGGUCCCUGGGCUCCCGGAGUGCCAUCAAGCAGAUCAACAAUGGUCCUUCCGCUGGUGCCGUCGGUCCUUUCGGCCGCCGCGCUUUCGCACCCAGCCGCGAGUCUAGCGGCGGCGGUGGUGGCACCGCUCUUGGUGGCCCCUCCGGAGAUGACGAUGCCAACUCGUUCUCCGAGCCCACCAAUGUUGAUGUGAACUCCGGCGUUGACGAGAACAACCAGGACAACCACGCCAUCAAGGCCGAUGUCACCCACGUCCACCACCCAGACGGUGGCUACGGAUACGAAGCUGUUCCCGCUCCCCAGGAGGCACCCGCUACUCCCGCUGAGGGCGCUGCACCUCCCCGCGAGGACCACGGAGAGUGCUCUGCUCAGGUGCACGAGGUUGUUCGCACUGUGACCAAGACCCAGUACAAGACUGCCAUGGCUACUCACCAGUCCGCUGAGGUUGACCCCAAGAUCAUGUCCUACGCUGCCUCUGCCUCUGCCCCUGCGCCUGCCUCUUCCGAGGUCCGCAACUUCGACUACAACUACGCUUCCCAGCGUCCCAACAGCAAGAUGACCUCUUACUCCAUGAUCCCCGUCCAUGUCCCCAUGGCCACCCCCGCCUCCUCCGGUGCCAUGGUCACUCCCUCCGGCACUCACGGCCUCAACAUGCCCACCGGUGUCUCAGCUGAGCAGAAGGCUGCUUCAUCAGCUGCCUUCGCUUCCGCUUCCCCCUCCGCUUCUCACGGUGCCAACGACACUUUGUUCAUGGGCGCCGCUCCCCGCCUCUCUGGAGGUCUCGUCUCCGCCGCUACGGCCGUGAUGGGUGUGCUUGCUUUCAUCCUCUAG
This is a messenger RNA of Penicillium brevicompactum, 2463 nucleotides long. RefSeq lists its product as uncharacterized. The transcript has 4 exons. The coding region runs from base 1 to 2463 and encodes 820 amino acids. Lineage: Eukaryota; Fungi; Ascomycota; Eurotiomycetes; Eurotiales; Aspergillaceae. The record is from RefSeq and is a predicted model, not a curated record.